Molecule: messenger RNA, 1870 nt
Organism: Gossypium raimondii (Peruvian cotton)
Lineage: Eukaryota; Viridiplantae; Streptophyta; Magnoliopsida; Malvales; Malvaceae
Product: probable receptor-like protein kinase At4g10390
Exons: 2
Coding region: 146-1444 (432 amino acids)
Biological process (GO): protein phosphorylation
Cellular component (GO): plasma membrane
Molecular function (GO): ATP binding; protein kinase activity
Source: RefSeq, a predicted model, not a curated record
UUCCUGCGGGGCUUCCAUCGCAUUCUCUCUCCUUAAAUCAGAAUAUUAGAUAUGGAGGUUUUGUGGCGUUAUGUGCGCUCCCAUGGCUACAUCUUUGAGCCCUUUGACUACUGACAUAUCUAAUGUUUGAAGCAAAACCUGUUUCAUGUGUUUCAAAAUUUGUCUGCUGGUACUCGCUUUAUUAGGUCCAUCCCAUCCAUUCUCUUAUUCUUUAGUGCUACCAAACCCAAUACUCAUUUUCUGCGUCGCUUCCCUCUCCUUACCUUCCACUGUUUCCCACACUUGCAGUGAUCCGCCGACACCCCCUUUAAAAACAACCCAACUGCACUUUCACCCUCGAAUCGCUUUUCUCAUCACUGUUUCUCUUGUCUUGCUUCUUGCCUUGUCGUUUGCAAUGGGGUUGUUGUUCAGAUGCUACAGACUCAGGAAACUCGAACGCCGUAAAUCGACGUCAACCGUUCAACCUGAUCAAAUCAAGGGAAACGAUCUUGGCGUCGACGGUGAAGGGUUUGUCAGGAAAUUCAGAUGGGAAGAGAUUAAAGCUACCACUAAGGAUUUCUCCCGUGUGAUUGGUCAGGGUGGGUUUAGCAAUGUCUACUUGGCUAACUUGUCUGGUUCUAGCCGUGGAGCAGUUAAGAUCCAUGCCGCUAGUGAUCGACUAAACCAAGUGUUCAAACAGGAACUGGACAUUUUACUCCGACUUCGUCAUGAUAAUAUCGUUAAGCUUCUUGGUUACUGCGAUGAUCUUGAGGAAGGGGCCAUGGUAUUUGAGUACGCUCCUAACGGGAACUUACAAGAGAAACUACACGAAAGGGAAAAGGAAGUGCUUUCGUGGAAAACCCGCACUUACAUAGCUUUCCAACUUGCUCAAGCAAUCGAAUACCUACACGAAAAGUGCACCCUCCAAAUAGUUCAUGGGGACAUCAAGCCAUCUAAUGUCUUGCUAGACCAGUAUUUUAAUUGCAAGCUGUGCGAUUUUGGGUCAGCGAAGAUGGGGUUUUCUUCAACGGUGGUGCCGCCAUCUUGUUCCAGGACGAAGCAAGUAAUGGUUGGGUCACCAGGUUACACUGACCCUCAUUACUUGAGAACUGGAUUGGCCUCCAAAAAGAACGAUGUUUACGGCUUGGGUGUUAUUAUCUUGGAACUCGUGACUGGAAUGAAGGCCUUUUGUCCAGAAAAGGGACACCUGUUGACUUCAAUUGUGGCACCCAAUUUAAGGGGCAUAAGUGAGCAUGGGGCGGAGGAGAAAGUGGCACAAUUGGUGGAUCCACGUCUGGCUGGAGAGUUUGACUUGGAAGAAGCCAGGUGUUUGCUUUCAAUUGCUGCACUUUGCCUACACCAGUGUCUCACUGUUAGACCUUCUGCUUCUCAAAUCAUUGAAAUGAUUAAGGAGAAAAUCACUUCCAUCGGCUUCCUGUUCACACAAGCCAAAGAUUGCCAUUAGCAGCUAAUUGAGGGUGAUUGGGAUUAUGCUUUCAAAUUUGAAAUUGUUCAUAAUUAGUUUACCACAUUUUUCUUGUGAGUAGAUUUGGGAAGUCAAAAUCAGGGCAUUUACUGCAGAAAGUAAGCCCCUGAAUUAGAGAAGGAACGAGAUUAUUAUGGAAAUCUUUAGUACAUGUAAUUAAAUAUUUGGGAUACAAGUUUGUUUUACUGUAAGUGGAUAGACAUUGGACAGCUGAAUUGGAUUUUGAUUGUUUAAUUUAGAGAUUCGGUUAUGGCUUUCUUAAAAUAAGAAUCCCACUUGUAACACUCUUACGGAAGCUUUUAUUUAGGUGGUGAGGAAAUGAAAAUGUAAUUAUAUUUUCUUGUAAUUAUAAAAAUUUGUAAUUUUUUUGAUGUAUUUGGUUAAUAGAUUGUAAUUUUAUCGUAA